Molecule: messenger RNA, 1387 nt
Organism: Phragmites australis (common reed)
Lineage: Eukaryota; Viridiplantae; Streptophyta; Magnoliopsida; Poales; Poaceae
Exons: 8
Coding region: 221-1057 (278 amino acids)
Biological process (GO): protein ubiquitination
Cellular component (GO): membrane
Molecular function (GO): zinc ion binding; ubiquitin-protein transferase activity
Source: RefSeq, a predicted model, not a curated record
UAUUUUUUUUUAGGAAAUCGCGUGGUAUUUAGACCAAACGAGAAGCGAACGGAAAUUCGAGGAGGAAGAGAAAAAGGAAAAAAAAGCUCGGAAUUUUCAGUCUCCCAGGCGUGCGACGACCGGAAGGAGAGCGGAGAGGAAAGCGCGUGCCGCCGCCGGUGAGGAGUUUGAUUUGUGAGAAGGGUCGAUUAGUGGGGUGACGGAAAAGGAGUGAUUUGCGAUGGCCAGCAACGACCAUGUGGUGGUCAAUGUGGAUGGUUUGGCAAAUGCCAAGGAUGGCGGGGUUGCCGAGAGGCCGUCGGAGGCUGUGAAUGGUUCAGCAGUGGUGGCUGUGUCACCAUCCGCAGUUGUUGAUUUGGCUGAGGAGGGCGGUGGGGAGGAUGAGCCGCUCAUCCAGGCAGCAGAGUGCCGCAUAUGCCAGGAAGAAGACAGCGUCAAGAAUCUCGAGAAGCCGUGUGCUUGCAACGGCAGCCUCAAGUAUGCUCAUAGAGCUUGUGUGCAACGCUGGUGCAAUGAGAAAGGAGACACUACAUGUGAAAUUUGCCAUGAGGAAUACAAGCCUGGUUACACCGCUCCACCUCGCAUUCAACCAGAUGAGACCACCAUAGACAUCAGUGGCGAUUUAAUUAUGGAUUUGCGUGACCCAAGAAUUCUCGCUGUAGCAGCUGCCCAGCGUCGUCUUCUUGAGGCAGAGUACGAUGGUUAUGCUGGUACUGAUGCUAGUGGUGCUGCAUUCUGCCGAUCUGCUGCACUUAUUUUAAUGGCACUGUUGCUGCUGAGGCAUGCAUUGUCUAUCUCAGACAGCGAAGGAAACGAUGAUGAUGCUUCUACCAUGUUCUCACUUUUUCUGCUGCGAGCUGCUGGGUUUCUUCUGCCGUGCUAUAUCAUGGCAUGGAUGUUUAGUAUUUUGCAUCGCCGGCGUCAAAGACAGGAAGAGGCUGCAAUGGCAGCUGCAGAGGUUGCUUUCAUCCUACAGUCAGCCCGGGGACGCGCCCUUCAAUUCGCCAUCGCUCCAGACUCCCCCGCCACCCCGCAGCACGAGCCAUCGCAGCAAUAGCAAACAUAACAACCCCAGUAGUUCCUCACGACUACUGACCAUACGUUACUGGCUCGUUUUGUUGUUGAUGCCCACUUUGUACUGACUCGCCAAGGUUAAAGCCGGCUUGGCUUUUGCUUCCUGUGGCCAAGUAAAAUCAUGCAGGAUGUCAUGUCACAAUCCAAUGCAGCCGAAACUCUACCUUCUAUUCGUCUGUGUGUAUUCCAAGCAUUGAAUUUGAUGUAAAUUUAUUGUUCACAUCUUUUUGUAGCCUGACUACAACCGGUUGUUUAAGCGUGUACUGUAAUGUAGUCUUUUCCAUGGAACUAAAUAUUCGAUGGACGAACGACA